AGUUUUGAUUGGGUUGUUUUUGAAUGUUUCGCUGUCAUUACGAACUUUCGGUUCUAUAAUGGUCUAUAAUGGAGCACGUAAUUGCCGGACAGUCGGACCGGAGUGCUAUAAAUGCCAGUGUGCCGGGCGGAAGUACACCAAAAAGCUGGCAGGACAACGACAAUGGACUAUAUGCAGGAGGCGCCGCAGCUAAUCGAAACGGAUGCGGAAAUGGCGAGCAGACCGAAUGGGAAUGGAGUUGCGGAUGGGAAUGAGCUCGGCAUCUGGCAACUGAACACACACGAUGCUGUGCGGUAUCAUUGGCGGGUCUGGGAGCUGACCGGCCUGAUCCAGCCGGCGGGCAUGUCCCGGCCGUUGCAUCUGCUGCGCGCCAUUCUGAUCAAUGCGCUGGUCACACUGCUAUUUCCAUUGACGCUGCUGGCGAAGCUGUUCUUCACGCACAGCCUGCAGGAGCUGUGCGAGAAUCUGACCAUCACCAUAACGGACAUUGCGGCCAAUUUCAAGUUCAUCAAUGUGUAUCUGGUGCGCCGCCAGCUGGCCGAGAUCCGGCGUCUGCUGCAACAGCUGGACAGACGGGCGAUCGGCGUGCAGCAUCCCGAGGAGCUGCAGGCCCUCCAGUUGGCCAUCAAUAUGGCGCGGAACAGCUUUCGCAUAUUCGCCGGCAUCUUUGUGUUCGGCACAGCGCUUAGCUGUCUGCGUGUGACAAUCAGCCGGGAGCGCACUCUGCUGUAUCCCGCCUGGUUCGGCAUCGAUUGGCAGCACUCGGAUGCGGCAUAUUUGUGCCUCUGCGGCUAUCAGUUGUUCGGCUUGGCUGUUCAGGCGUUGCAGGACUGUGCCAACGACUCCUAUCCGCCGGCCUAUCUGUGCAUACUCACGGGCCAUAUGCGCGCUCUGGAGCUGCGCGUCCGCCGCAUUGGCUAUCCGGCCUGGUCUUCGCGCUCGGUCAGCUGCGAUCACCAGCGCUGGCGUCGUGCUGUCCACGUGGAGCUGUGCAGCUGCAUCGAUGACUACAUCAACAUCAUCAAGCUGCACGCGAUCAUUCAGCAGAUCUUAUCGAUCGCCUGCCUGGCCCAGUUCCUCUGCUCCGCGGCCGUUCAGUGCACCGUGGGCAUGCACUUUCUAUACGUGACAGACUCGAAUGAUCUGUCCGCCAUGGCGCUGUCCAUGGUGUUCUUUAUCGCCGUCACCCUGGAGGUGUUCAUCAUCUGCUAUUUUGGGGAUCGCAUGCGCGGGCAGAGCGAGAAGCUCUGCGAUGCCUUCUAUGCCUGCAACUGGGUGGACCAGACGCCGCAGUUCAGACGCAUCCUGAUCAUCACCCUGAUGACCAGCCAGCAGACAUUCUGCAUCUAUGCCGGCGGCUACAUAGCCGUCACUCUCAAGACAUUCGUUCAGGUCAUCAGGUCCACCUGGUCCGUCUUCACACUGCUGCUGAGAGCCAAGUAAGCCACCAGGAGCUGGCCUGAGGAAGCAACUAUCCAACUUAACUCUGAUAAUACUCAGAUCCCUGAAAAGUAAUGCCUUCAGCAGCAUGUUAUUCAGCACAUCGUAACCAAUAUUUCAGGUCAAAGGUAGACAGAUCUAAAGUAAUCCCCCAAAAAACUAAAGAUCCCUGCGAGCACAAUAAGAGCUAAUAUAUAAAACCCAUAUAAUCCAAAUAUCUCAGAAAACUUUGGAUCUUUGCAA
Molecule: messenger RNA, 1683 nt
Organism: Drosophila novamexicana
Lineage: Eukaryota; Metazoa; Arthropoda; Insecta; Diptera; Drosophilidae
Gene: Or2a
Product: odorant receptor 2a
Exons: 2
Coding region: 112-1443 (443 amino acids)
Biological process (GO): sensory perception of smell; detection of chemical stimulus involved in sensory perception of smell
Cellular component (GO): plasma membrane
Molecular function (GO): odorant binding; olfactory receptor activity
Source: RefSeq, a predicted model, not a curated record